Molecule: messenger RNA, 225 nt
Organism: Prunus armeniaca (apricot)
Lineage: Eukaryota; Viridiplantae; Streptophyta; Magnoliopsida; Rosales; Rosaceae
Source: the annotation of a GenBank genome assembly
AUGACAAGAAGGUUAUCCCUUAAUUGGUGGGAGUUUCUUAAAGGAGAAGGUGAAUGUGGAGAUGAAGGAGGAGGUGGUGAAGGAGGUGGGGGUGGAGGUGUAGGAGGUGAAGGUGGUGGUGAAGAAGGAGGUGGUUGGGUGGAAGUGGUGAUGGUGAUGAAGGUGGAGCUGGUGAUAGUGGUGGUGGUAAACGAUGUCAUUAUAGGAAUUGAAAAAAUUCAUUGA